AUGAUCAUACUGCAUCCCUUUAAAACAAAGUUCUUCUUUUCUUUCUUUCAAAUGAUCAUUCUUCUUUCAAAUCCCUUUAAAACAAAGGUUUCUUUCUUCUUUUCAAAUGAUCAUACUGCAUCCCCUUUAAAACAAACAUUCCCUUUGCAUCCCUUUAAAAAAGUUCUUCUUUCAAAUGAUCAUACUGCAUCCUCUUUAAAACAAACAGUUCUUCUUUCAAAUGAUCAUACUGCAUCCCCUUUAAAAAACAGUUCUUUCUUUCAAAUGAUCAGUUCUUCUGCAUCCCCUUUAAAACAAACAGUUCUUCUUUCAAAUGAUCAUACUGCAUCCCCUUUAAAACAAACAGUUCUUCUUUCAAAUGAUCAUACUGCAUCCCCCCUUUCAAAAAACAUCCAGUUCUUCUUCUUUCAAAUGAUCAUACUGCAUCCCCUUUCAAAAAUCAUACUGUUCUUCUUUUCAAAUGAUCAUACUGCAUCCCUUUAA
This is a messenger RNA of Acanthosepion pharaonis, 483 nucleotides long. NCBI's taxonomy places the organism in Eukaryota, Metazoa, Mollusca, Cephalopoda, Sepiida, Sepiidae. The record is from the annotation of a GenBank genome assembly.